Molecule: messenger RNA, 1323 nt
Organism: Paramecium pentaurelia
Lineage: Eukaryota; Ciliophora; Oligohymenophorea; Peniculida; Parameciidae
Source: the annotation of a GenBank genome assembly
AUGUAAUAAAGAGAAUCAAGAUUAUCAUAAAGGGCAUUUUCAUCUAAUUCUCCAACAAUGAGUAGUGCUUAUGCUUCAGCUAUGAAGAAUAUGUAGGAUAAAUUAAGAAAUGAUACAUGUAGAAAAUCAAUUGAUUUAUCUCCAUAAGAUAUCAUGAUUGAAUAACUUAAAUAAUAAGUUAAUGAAUUAUCUUGUUAGAAUGAUAGUCUAUAGAUAUAAUUAAUGAAAGUUUCUUAAGAAUUAGAAAUGAAUAAUAGAACCUCUUAAUAAAUAGAGUUGUUAUAAGUGGAAAGAUUAUAACAUUUAAAGGAUUAUUAAGAUAGAGUGUCUGAAUUAAUAAGGAAGAAUGAAGAGCUUAAACAUGAUAAACAUGAGAUAUAAAUGUAAUUAGAAAGUCUUUAGAGAUAAUUGUAAGCAUAUAAGAAUAAUGAAAAAGGUUUAUUGCAUAAAGUAGAAAUGAAGAAAUUUGAAGAAAAUACAAUAUUAUUGAAUACUGUUUAAGAAUAUAAAUAAAAGAUAGAUAAUAAAGAUAAUAUCAUUAAAAAGUUAGAAAAAAGAAUAGAAUUUUUAGAAUAAGAGAAAUUAAAGUAAUAAUAAGAAUUCGAAAAUUAUAAAUAAAAACAUCCUACAUUUAAAUUAUAUGAAUUUGAAAAAUAAAUAUCAAAUCUAAAAUAUUAAUUAGAUGAAAAAGAUAGAAUAUAUUUAAAGAAUAUUGAUGAAGCACAAUCUAAUAGAAUAUGUAGAGAAGAAUAAAUGUCUAAAAGAAUAUAAGAAUUAAUAUUAAAGAGUUCUGAAUAUUAAGAUAUUAUUUAAUAAUUAACUAUGGAUUAUAAAGAUUUAAAUGUUAAAUAUUAAACAAUUAAAAUUAAAUUAGAAUAAGAAGAGAAAAAUCAUUAAUAUUUAAAAAGAAGAAUAUCUAGAUAAGAAGAAACUGAAUUUAAUUAAGGAUAUAGAGAAUAAAGAACAAUUAGUAAAUUAAAUUUAGAUCAAAUCUCACCUACACUUCCCAGUCCAAGAGCAGAUUAAAGUUUAAGAUAGAGUUAAUUAAAAUAAGCUAUUAGAGACUGUCUAGAAGAUAUGAAAAAUUCUACAUAUAGUCCUGAUAAAAAGAUUGAAUCUAGAAAAAGAUUAAUAUCUCCAUUGUCACCUAGAUAACAUAAUGAAAUAGAAGCUAAAUUGAAAAUAUUAAAUGAAAAAUAUGAAAACUUAAUUCGUUAAGCUUAAAGAGAAAAUGAUUUUAAAAAUAAGGCAAUUAUUAGGAAAUAAUUAUUAGAGAUAGCUGAAUAAAUUAAGGAUACUGCAAAAGUUGAUAGAAUGAAUUGA